Molecule: messenger RNA, 1432 nt
Organism: Diuraphis noxia (Russian wheat aphid)
Lineage: Eukaryota; Metazoa; Arthropoda; Insecta; Hemiptera; Aphididae
Source: RefSeq, a predicted model, not a curated record
GGCUCACAUUCGCGCGGUCGUACACAUAUUAUUAUCAUCAUUACGAACGAGCGCCCUCUUCUCGAUCACGAUCCCGUGCACAACAUUUAAGAUCGUCGUAAUAUUAUUAUAGUGCGCGUUCGUAUCAGUGCUACAUGUGCGGGCAGACGUCUCCUAAGACUCGUAUAUUAUUAUCAUCAUGCACGCCGCCGCUGCAUCUCCGAUGCUCCCGACCCCGCUUCUGCUGACGGCGUUUGCCACCUUAGCGACGCUGCUCCAGGCUCCAGCGGUCCAAGCGGGUAUCAUCUCGCUCAUCCAAAACAACGUGCUGGGCACGGCGGAAUUCCACAGACAGCAGUCAUGGCCGUUCGACCCGAACGUGAGUGCCCGUCGGACGCACGAGUUCGUCGCGCUGCACGGCGACAAGUCCGAGAGGUUGAUCGAACGCAUCGGCCUGGGAUUGGACGGCAGACAGCACGAGCGCCGGGAACAGCAGGUGGUCAGGGACAUCUUGUACGACCGGCAGCAGCGGAACGAGCCAGCUUCCGGUGCAGGCGCCGGUUAUCACCAGCAACAAUUUCAGCAACCGUUCCAGCCGGCGCAGGCGUAUCCGGCCGGAUAUGCACGAAGACGAUGAUGAGGUUUUGCAUGUGCCGAUGUCCGUCGAUCACACGUCGUCGUCGAUGGUCCAGUAAUGGCAUAAUAUUAUAAUGUUAUUUACUGCGUCGGUAACGACCACUUACUCGCCACUGCAGCUGCAGUUUGCACUGUUUGCUAGCAUAUAUAUAUGUGUAUAUAUAUAUAUAUAUAUAUUAUAUUAUGUAUGAAAUGUAUAUUAUCCGACGUGAUGCAGUGAAAACCGUGUUGCGCGCGUAUGCAUUUAAUAACAUAUUAGUAUAGUUUUAAGUACACUAAUACGCAUCUGAAUGGCGAAUGGAGAUAGUAUAAAUAUUUAGAAUUUAGAUAAAACAAAGUGUUAUAGUCAUUAGAGUUGUAUAUAUGUAUUAAUGUUAUGUAUCUACCUCUACCUAUAUGUAGUAGUUACCUAUACCUACUAUAAUCACGACUUUCCUCCUCGACAAACUGUUUAUUAGCUUCACGCAGCAUUAGCAGCAAUACAUUAUACAUGGGUUAGACCAGAGGUACUCAAAGAGUGCAGGGACACGACUCUCCAGGGGGUCGUGAAAGCUUUAUAGGGGGAGGGGGGCGCAAGACAAUUUUAAAAAUCAACAUUGUAUUGGUAGGUUAGAAAAAGAUUAGUGAAAUGUGCGCAAUAAUAAUCGCUAUUAAAAUUAUUUUUUUGAGGAGGGCUUACGUCUGGAGUUGACCUGGGACUUGGGCUGAAAAGUUUGAGAGCUGGAUUAGGCGAUGAACUGAUGACACAAAAUAUUAUGAUCGAGACUUUUUCAAGACAAUGUUCAAAAACAUUGAUUUACUCUUUAAAUUAGAUUUA